AUGGAUCCCCUCCGGCCCAGUGACUCGGCCGCAAACCGCGGACCCCGUUCAAAUGCUCGCAAGCGUUCGAGAGAGCCAGAUGACAUUCCCUCCUCCUCUGCGAUGCCCCCCUCCAGUCCCUUCGCCCUCGCCUCAUCUCCUCCUCCCAUGCCAUUCGACGAGGACGAUGAAGAAGAUGAGGGAGCUGAGGGAGCUGAUCUCAUCCCCGACAUUGACGAUAUUGAUGAGCUGGUGGAGGAUGACGACGGCAUUAACCUGUUCGACGAUAACUUUGAGCGGGAUUACGACAUUAACAAACGAGAUGAGUACGAAAACGAAGACUACAUUGAUGAUGAUGGAGUCCACGAGGAACUUGGCGCUGCCGCACGUCGCCAAUUGGAUGCUCGGUUGAAUCAAAGAGAUAUGGCUCGUCGGCGUAUGCCCGCUGCGUUCAUGCAGGAUGACGAUGACCAAGAAAUGGAUCUUUCGCGCCAACCUCGGCGUCGGCGACACGCUUACGAUGAAGACCGCGAAGACAUUGACAUGGCAGAUGAGGGAAUGGAGGAACUGUCUCUAGAGGAGUUGGCAGAUGUGAAGGCCGCCAACAUCACCGACUGGGUUACACAGCCUCAGGUCCUGCGCUCUAUUUACCGCGAGUUUAAGGCUUUCCUGACAGAGUUCAUUGACCCCAGUGGUCAAUCUGUGUAUGGUAACCGCAUCAAAACCCUUGGUGAGAUCAACUCGGCUUCUCUGGAGGUGUCCUACGCCCAUCUGAGUGAGACCAAGGCGGCCCUGUCAUACUUCCUCGCCAACGAGCCGACCGAGAUUCUCAAAGUUUUCGAUCAAGUUGCGCUCGAUGUGACUCUCUUCCAUUACCCUCAGUACCAUGACAUCCACAACGAGAUUCAUGUGCGAAUCACCGACGUUCCUAUUAUCUAUACCCUCCGCCAGCUGCGUCAAUCUCAUCUCAACUGUCUUGUUCGUGUUGGCGGUGUGGUUACCCGCCGUACCGGUGUCUUCCCCCAGUUGAAGUUUGUGAUGUUCCUCUGUACAAAGUGUGGCAUCACUCUUGGUCCUUUCCAGCAGGAAUCCAGCGCGGAAGUGAAGAUUUCUUUCUGUCAGAACUGCCAGUCUCGCGGUCCUUUCACCGUCAACAACGAGAAGACUGUCUACCGCAACUACCAGAAGUUGACUCUGCAAGAAUCCCCUGGCACCGUUCCUGCUGGUCGUCUGCCUCGCCAGCGAGAGGUUGUCUUGUUGGCUGACUUGAUUGACACGGCUAAGCCUGGUGAUGAGAUUGAGAUCACUGGUAUCUACCGUAACAGCUACGAUGCUCAGCUGAACAACAAGAACGGUUUCCCCGUGUUCGCCACUAUCAUCGAAGCCAACCAGGUAGUAAAAUCCCAUGAUCAGCUGGCUGGCUUCCGUCUGACCGAGGAGGAUGAACGCGAGAUUCGCGCCCUGUCCCGCGAGCCAGACAUUGUUGACAGAAUUGUUCGUUCCAUGGCGCCUAGUAUCUACGGCCACCAAGAUGUCAAGACUGCUGUUGCCCUUUCUCUCUUCGGUGGUGUCAGCAAGCAGGCACAGGGUAAGAUGUCGAUCCGUGGUGAUAUCAACGUUCUGCUGCUUGGUGACCCUGGUACUGCCAAGUCCCAGGUACUCAAGUUUGUGGAGAAGACAGCACACCGAGCUGUGUUCGCCACCGGUCAAGGUGCCAGUGCUGUCGGUUUGACAGCCAGUGUCCGCCGUGACCCACUCACCAGUGAAUGGACCUUGGAAGGUGGUGCGCUUGUGCUCGCUGACCGUGGUACCUGUUUGAUUGAUGAGUUCGACAAGAUGAACGAUCAGGAUCGGACAUCUAUUCACGAAGCUAUGGAACAGCAAACUAUUUCUAUCUCGAAGGCCGGUAUCGUGACAACCCUGCAGGCUCGAUGUGCCGUGGUCGCCGCUGCUAACCCUCAGGGUGGCCGGUACAAUGCUACCAAGCCUCUAUCAGAGAACGUGGAGCUCACUGAGCCUAUCUUGUCCCGUUUCGAUAUCUUGUGUGUGGUUCGCGAUUUGGUCGACCCCCGCGAGGAUGAGCGCUUGGCCAACUUUGUGAUUGAGUCUCACCACCGCGCUAACCCUGCUCGCCCCCUGCGCAAUGAAGAUAACGACCUGGUUGACACCGAGGGUCACCUUAUCAACGACGAAGGCUACCGCAUUGAUCAGCAAGGUCGUCCCCUUCCUCCAACACAAGAGGAAGUUGAUCAGCGCGCUGCCGAGCAGAAGAGGUCUGAAGAAGAAAAGGAGGGCGAGAUCCCGCAGGAGCUGCUGCGCAAGUACAUCCUCUACGCCCGUGAGCGUUGCCACCCCAAGCUAUACCAAAUCGACCAGGACAAGGUAGCCCGUCUCUUCGCAGAUAUGCGUCGCGAGUCUUUGGCCACUGGUGCCUACCCUAUCACUGUCCGUCACCUCGAAGCUAUCAUGCGUAUUGCCGAGUCUUUCUGUAAGAUGCGUCUGUCGGAGUACUGCUCUUCCCAGGACAUUGAUCGCGCCAUUGCUGUCACUGUGGAAUCCUUCAUCGGCAGCCAAAAGAUCAGCUGCAAGAAUGCGCUGACCCGUGCAUUUGCCAAGUACACAUUGGCUCGUCCCAAGCCCCAGUCCAAGCGCCGCGCCGGUGUCGCUGUGCCUAACCCACAUUUGGCACGGGCUACGUCUGCUGCGCGGUAA
Messenger RNA from Penicillium verhagenii, 2691 nucleotides. RefSeq names its product MCM DNA helicase complex subunit MCM2. NCBI's taxonomy places the organism in Eukaryota, Fungi, Ascomycota, Eurotiomycetes, Eurotiales, Aspergillaceae. The transcript is spliced from 5 exons. The record is from RefSeq and is a predicted model, not a curated record. Gene Ontology annotation, cellular component: nucleus; MCM complex. The coding region runs from base 1 to 2691 and encodes 896 amino acids. Gene Ontology annotation, molecular function: ATP binding; 3'-5' DNA helicase activity; single-stranded DNA binding. Gene Ontology annotation, biological process: mitotic DNA replication initiation; double-strand break repair via break-induced replication; DNA replication.